AAAAACCGUCCACAUUUUAUGGAAGGCUGACAGAGUUGAAAAAGCGGCGCAUUUCGAAAAAAGAAUGGCGUCCAGGAGACUGACGACUGUCCACAGAUUGCAGAAGCCUCUCCUCGGAGAUUCAAAUAACUCAGAGGAUGGAAGCCAGAACAACAGUGGCAACAACAGCGGAACGAGGAAGAAAACGAAACCUGCUGGAAAGGUGGUGCAGUCACGAUAUCUUCAGGCUCAACCAGCUGACAAGAGGUCGCAACCGAAGACUCAUUCAGCCAGUGAGUCUACCUACCUGGCUCCGAGACCAGCGUCGCCUAAAGCAGAAAGUGGCCGCAAGCAACCUCUGACCGCCUCCCCACGGCGAUCUGUUGCUUGCCAGUCAGCCCUUAAUCGUAUCUCCUUGACUUCCAGUAUUCUGGAACCCUCGAUGUUAGGGGGUAAUGUCCUCCAGUCAACCAUUUUGGAUGGCCACUGCGUCCGACCAGAGUUUGAUGUCUCUGCAAUAAAAGAAAAGACGGCAACACUGAACACCGUGGAAGCCGGGAAUGAGAAGGAGAUCUUGGAAAACCAGACAUUUUUGUUGGCGUACCUCACAGCCAAGAUGGAGUGUAACACACGCAAGCUGAUCGCAGAGGCGGAGCACAAUCUGUUGCUCGUGAUGGAGGAGGAGGAGAGGUUGCGGAAGAAAGUCCAUGAGAAGAAACGACAGCACCUCCUGCUGGAGAAGCACAAGCAGCUCAACGACCUACUGGACUUACAGAGCACAGCGCUAGCCCCUGUGUCAGCGGCCGCCAAGCAGUUCACCCAGGAGUACAAGACGUUCGCCACGGCGGUGGACACCACACGGCAUGAGCUGCCCGUCAAGAACUUCCACAUCGAGGGAGACAGGAGGGAAUUCCUGGACAAAGCGGAGGCGUGCCUGAAGGAGAGCGAGGCCGUGCUGCGGGGGUGUGUGCGCGGGGCCUGUCACGAGAGCGACCGGGCGCUGGAGCUCCUCGGGGAGAUGCAGAGGGAGUCGCGGGAGCUCCACGAGCAGCUCACGGGGGGAUUCUCAGAGCUUUUGGAGCUGUCCUCCCUUGUCAGCCGACAGACAGUCCAGAUCCACCAGUCCCUGGAGGAGGAGCGGAUAGGGGCACCCCUGGCACAAGCACUCUACCUCCCGAAACAGUGAGGCUGCAGCCGGGAUGCCACUAAAGAUAUUCUGUUUUAUGACCAGAUAUUUGGCUCCUGCAUUCAUUCUGUCCCCUGUUCUUCGGUGUCUGGGAGGCUCCUCCUGGUAACAGAAGGUUCCACAACUUUCUGUGUUGCUGUGCUAACUGUGGAUGUUCUGACUUAGACCAUUCCCCUUGGACAGUACUCGCAGUGAGACAGCAAAUCAGAAUAUUUACAGCUUCAGCAACGGCAGGGGCAGAACCAUCAAUGUGA
Messenger RNA from Megalops cyprinoides (Indo-Pacific tarpon), 1419 nucleotides. It is a transcript of the gene haus8, whose product is annotated as HAUS augmin like complex subunit 8. Gene Ontology annotation, biological process: spindle assembly; centrosome cycle. The transcript is spliced from 10 exons. NCBI's taxonomy places the organism in Eukaryota, Metazoa, Chordata, Actinopteri, Elopiformes, Megalopidae. Gene Ontology annotation, cellular component: cytoplasm; centrosome; nuclear microtubule. The coding region runs from base 65 to 1165 and encodes 366 amino acids. The record is from RefSeq and is a predicted model, not a curated record. Gene Ontology annotation, molecular function: microtubule binding.